Messenger RNA from Sorex fumeus (smoky shrew), 603 nucleotides. RefSeq names its product elongin-C-like. NCBI's taxonomy places the organism in Eukaryota, Metazoa, Chordata, Mammalia, Eulipotyphla, Soricidae. The transcript has a single exon. The record is from RefSeq and is a predicted model, not a curated record. Gene Ontology annotation, biological process: ubiquitin-dependent protein catabolic process. Bases 34 to 372 code for a protein of 112 amino acids. Gene Ontology annotation, molecular function: protein-macromolecule adaptor activity. Gene Ontology annotation, cellular component: elongin complex.
UCUGGGAGUGAAGUGGAAUUUCUUAAGAACAUCAUGGAUGGAGAAGAGAAAACCUAUGGUGGCUAUGAAGGCCCUGAUGCUAUGUGUGUCAAAUUAAUAUCCUCUGAUGGUCUUGAGUUUAUUGUAAAAAGAGAACAUGCGUUAACAUCAGGAACAAUAAAAGCCAUGUUGAGUGGCCCAAGUCAGUUUGCUGAAAAUGAAACCAAUGAAGUCAAUUUUACAGAGAUCCCUUCACAUGUGCUAUCCAAAGUGUGCAUGUAUUUCACCUACAAGGUUCGUUACACUAACAGCUCCACUGAGAUUCCUGAAUUCCCAAUUGCACCUGAAAUUGUACUGGAAUGGCUGAUGGCUGCGAAUUUCCUAGAUUGUUAAAGAAAAUAAAUUAUAAUAAACUGUUAACUUUUUUCAGGAUUUAAUACCCGUAGUUCAGUUAGUAACUUUUCAUAUUUAGCAUGUUGCCUGUGUGUAAUUGAACUUUUAAUGUUCAUUGCCAAGCAGAUUAUCUUCUGUUCUUUUGCAUAGCAAUCAGAGCUGACAUUCGUUUGCUACAUCAGUAAACUAAGGACAUCUUCAAAAACUGAGAAAUAAACUAAUAUGCCAAUU